AUGUCUAAUAAUCCAGAAGAAGAAUUACAAAGUUAAAUGAACUAGAUCAUAGAAAAUGGGAUAUUAAAAAAUAUUGAAAAUGUGUAGCUUAAGAAUAAAGUUCUUUAAAGUCUUUAGUUGAAAAGAGUUUCAAAGUUAACUUUAAUUGGUAUUGAUAUAAGUAAAAACUAAAAUUAAAAUAAGUUCUUGACUUAAAAUUUCGAGGUGGAUCUACACAGCUGAAGGAUAAAUAUUCAAAAACAUACGUUAAGCUGUUUGCUUAAUUACCUUAACCAAAAGACGAGAUUAUCAAUUAUAUUCUUUUCUUAAUCACCUACAAUAUUCAUUGGUAUUUAUGGAAAGAUGCAUAAUAUAAAGAAUAAGUGAACAUUAGGUAGUUUUUUACAAUAAUUGAAGAUUUGUAUACGAUUGCUAUCAUAUAGUAAUAUUUUACUCGAAUGGAUUAUAUGUUUCAGAUGCAUAUAUAAGAGGAUAAAUAGAUAAAAUUUUCACAUCUAAAUUUUUAGAGUACGAAAGAAUUCAAGAUCAGAUAAUACUGUAAAAGAAAUUGGAGUAGAAGAGAAAAGCUUAAGAAAAAACAUUUUUAGGUAGGAAGCUUAUGUUUCCAAAUUUAUCUGGUGAUGGAUUAACAUUUGCUAAACAUUUGAAUGAAAAAUUGAAACCACAAAAAAUAUUAAGAAAAGAUUCUACUAAAAUUGAAUAAUUUGAAGACCAGAAUGUUUAAGUAUCUGCUUAAACUAAAUAUUUACUAUCUCAUCUUUAGCUAAAUGUUAAUUAGGUUUCUCCUUCUGUAAAACUAGUAUUACAUAUGAACAAACCACAAGUUCCGUUUUCAAGACCAAAGAUGCUUUAGCAUAAUUUUGAAAAGUCAGAUGAAAAACUUAAAUUUGUUGGAUUACUUAACAAUCAACCUUAAAUUUAGAAAAAACAAGAUAUUAAAUAUACUUAAAAUAUUUUAGACAAAUUUAAUUUAAGAGCUCCUCCAAAGGAAUAUUAUUAAAAAUUUGCAAAGGUAGAUCCUUUAUUUAAGGAAAUGCUUGAAUUGAAUUAUGUUCUCAAUAACCAUUAAGAGAGUCUUCAUGAUUUAUAUUAAUUCAAGGAAUUGGGACAAUAUGAGAUUUAAAUGCCUUUAUCUGAGGAAUCUCCAUUAGAUCAAUAAAUUCAACAUAAGUCAUAAUUUGAUACACCUGAUGAUGGAACCAAUACAUAGCCUCCUUAAAUAGAAUAACCGCAAAUAAUUUUACCAUAAGUUUAAGGAGAGUAAAACUUUAAAGUUACAGAUUCAUUAAAUAUCCUUGAUUAGAGAUAGGGAUAAUAGAAAUAGAAUGUUCCUCUUUAUUAAUCAAAAUAAAAAGAAUAUAAAUAAAAAUAUGAUAGAUUUAUAUAAUCUGAAAGCACAGAUAAUAAAAUAAAUAGUAUUUAUGUUGAUCUUCAGAAGAAAUAACAUGUAAUAAUGAAUCAUCAUCAUAAGAGUUCUAGAAGAAAAUGA
Molecule: messenger RNA, 1489 nt
Organism: Paramecium pentaurelia
Lineage: Eukaryota; Ciliophora; Oligohymenophorea; Peniculida; Parameciidae
Source: the annotation of a GenBank genome assembly